Papilio xuthus (Asian swallowtail) is the source of this 2970-nucleotide messenger RNA. Its product is annotated as membrane alanyl aminopeptidase-like. The transcript has 16 exons. The record is from RefSeq and is a predicted model, not a curated record. The coding region runs from base 74 to 2926 and encodes 950 amino acids. Gene Ontology annotation, biological process: peptide catabolic process; proteolysis. Gene Ontology annotation, cellular component: membrane; cytoplasm. Lineage: Eukaryota; Metazoa; Arthropoda; Insecta; Lepidoptera; Papilionidae. Gene Ontology annotation, molecular function: peptide binding; metalloaminopeptidase activity; zinc ion binding.
GUUAAAAUCUAUAAAGAAUUUAGUUCAUUUUAUUUCAUUGUGCGCUGUAUAUAGGACAUUUCAUUUAUCAGAAAUGUCCAAAUUAAUAGCCUUGAGCUUAAUGCUCAUAGCAUCAGUUGCAUGUGACCAUCCAGUAUCAAUAUUUAGAGAUUUCGAGGAGCUAGUGCUUCCUGAUGAUUCAGCAACUACGAGAAAUAAUGAACAGUACAGGCUACCACAAAACGUUCUACCCCUCGACUACGAUAUAUACAUAGAUUUAUACUUUGCUGAACGGACAGACAGACCUUUCAGUUAUGAUGGAAAGGAAUAUAUUAUAUUGCAGGCAAUAGAACAAAAUGUAACCCAAAUUGUUCUCCAUUCAAAUGUGGAUUCAAUAAAUGCAGUCAGCGUUCUAACAUCUUCCGGAUCGCCUGUACCAUUGAAUCCAUUACAACCAAUCAAGCUUGAGCCGCAGUAUCAUUUCUUGAAGAUUAAUCUGGCGCAGGCUUUGGCGGUAUACACAAAUUAUACACUUAUCAUAGAUUAUUCCAGUACAAUGAACGAAGGACCAAUGAAGCGUGGUAUCUGGAGAGGAUGGUAUAUUGAUGAGAACGGUAACGAAAGGAUCUACGCUACAACUCACUUCCAGCCAUACAAUGCUAGACAAGCCUUCCCUUGCUGGGACGAGCCUCUCUUCAAAGCGGUGUUCAAAAUCCACCUGUCAAAACCAACAAGCUAUUCGGGAACUUUCUCGAACACUCGUAUCCAAUCUACUGACAGUCUCGGAAGCCGCGCCCGUGACAAUUUCUACGCCACACCAGUAAUGUCUUCCUACCUGGUCACCUUCCUAGUCAGCGAGUCUUUCACCGUGAUCGCCCAGGAUACCUCCUUCAAUCCUCCUAUCAGAAUUAUCGGUAGAUCCAACACAGUGGGCUUGGCAGAGAUGGCAUUAAACAUGACCGUUCAAAUGACUAAAUACUUCGACGAAUACUUCGGUAUACCGUAUUCUGAUUUACAUCCUUACCUAUAUAACGAUCAUAUUUCGUCACCUGAUUGGGCGUCUGCCGGUACUGAAAACUGGGGCAUGGUUAGUUACAGAGAGUUAUAUAUGGUGUUGGAUCCGCGAGAGACGUUAAUGUCGAUAGAGCACUAUGCGGCGACGUUAAUCUCGCACGAGCUGGCACACAAAUGGUUCGGCAACCUCAUCACUUGCUACUGGUGGAGUAACACCUGGAUCAAUGAAGGUUUCGCCAGCUACUUCGGUUAUAUUGCAACUUAUGAGGUGUUCCCGCAAUACGAGCAUCAUGAACAUUUCAAUUCGCGAUACCUGCAGACAUCACUGGCUUUCGAUUCUGGAGUUUCCACUGUACCCAUGAACCAUGCAGUUAAUACUCCAGCUCAAGUGACAGGUCAUUUUGGCACAAUCAGCUAUUCGAAAGGUGCUGCUGUUCUCAGAAUGACGGCCAAUAUGAUUACUCCUGCGACAUUCAGAAAAGCUUGUCAAUACUUUUUGCGUAACAAUGCAUACAAGGCAACUAAUCAGUUCGAUCUAUAUGCCGCUUUCGCCCAAGCUGUUGAAGAGGAUGGAACUCUAAGAGAGUACCAAAACUUCAAUUUCACCGAAUACUACCGCGUUUGGGUCAAUGAACCCGGCUACCCACUUCUGACUGUUAACAUUAAUCACGAAACUGGAGAAAUGGGUCUCAGUCAAGAAAGGUUCCUAGGUACAUCGACAAGCAGCGGUCGAGUCUAUCCCAUACCAAUUUCUUACUCAACUAACUCGAACCGCAACUUCAAUAACCUAAAACCUGUCUAUAUGAUGACUUCUGAACGAGCUGUUCUUACGAAAUCUAAAGUGGAAGAAUGGGUUAUAUUUAAUAACUUACAACAUGGACAUUACAGAGUGACGUACGAUGAUAAGUCCUGGAAUUUAAUUGGUGAUGCCUUAUUCAAUGAUCCUAAUACUAUACAUUAUUUGAAUAGAGCACAGGUAGUUGAUGACGUUUUUGCUUUAAUGCGUGCGGAAAGAAUGACCUUUAACUUUGGCUUCAACAUAUUGAGGUUCCUUCGCAAUGAUGCUAACUACCAUGUCUGGAACCCGGCUAUCAGCGGAUUCACUUGGCUCCGAAAUAGACUGCGACAUUUGCCUGAACAGCAGGCCAAAUUUGAUGCUUUCAUUCUGAGUCAAAUGGAGCACGUGAUUGAAACUGUAGGUUUCGAACCCAGUAACGAAGGCCCCACUACGAGUCUCACUCGACAGGAAGUACUCCAUUUUGCCUGCACACUGGGACACGAGAAAUGUGUGAAGGAAUCACGAGAUAGAUUUAUCACGCUCAAGAAUGGAAAUUGGGUGGAUGCAAGAAUCCGUCGUAAUGUGUACGUGACUGGUAUCAGAGAAGGCGAUCAGAGUGACUUCGAGUUCCUGCUCGGGCGCAUGACUCAGUCCAACUACGCGAACGACCAGCUCGAGAUGCUAAGAGGUCUAGGUGCGGCGCGCAGCCCUGAACUUAUUACACGAUAUCUUCAGCUGACAUUGACAAAGGCAGUUCGCUCCCAUGACAAAGCCAACUCCUUCAACUACGCUCUGCUGGGCAAUCAGGGCAAUGCCUACCAUGUGCUGCAGUUUGUCAAAGACAAUAUUGAUGCCAUGAGAGUAGCGUACAUUGAAGACGCUCCCCCAACACCGGUACACACAUGUAUGGUCAAUCUUGCCUCAUACCUAGAUAAUGCUGGAUUGGAUGAGUACGAAGCUUGGCUUCGCAGUACCCAAUUCGGUUCCCUUCAGUACGAUAGGACACUGUCUGCGAUUACAUCAGCGAGGAACAACAUUAUUUGGGGUAAUAGCAACGUUGAAGCUAUACUGGAGGCUGCUAGAGGUGGUGCUGUACAUUUCGUUAUAUCAACCGUAUUAUUGGUCACUAUGCUGAUGAUUACUUUAAUCGUUUGAGUUACAUAAUUGUUAUAUUUAAAUAAUAAAAUGACUGAAUUGUU